Messenger RNA from Pseudoliparis swirei, 3416 nucleotides. RefSeq names its product angel homolog 1 (Drosophila) (gene angel1). NCBI's taxonomy places the organism in Eukaryota, Metazoa, Chordata, Actinopteri, Perciformes, Liparidae. The coding region runs from base 1 to 2112 and encodes 703 amino acids. The record is from RefSeq and is a predicted model, not a curated record. The transcript is spliced from 10 exons. Gene Ontology annotation, molecular function: 3'-5'-RNA exonuclease activity.
AUGCGCAAACGCCAGUCCGUAAGCAUGAUCGGCAGCCUGUUGUGCUACGUGCUCUACCCACUCGCACGGUACGUGACGCGGUGGCGGCACUGGGAGGCCUCGGAGAAGGCUCUCCCUCCUGCAGAGACAACCCCGCUGCGCCGGGGGCUCACCCCGGGCAGUGGGACGAAGGGAGAGACGGAAGACAGGAUGAAGGAACCGAGCCCAGAAAAGGAAGAACAACGGUGUGUGGCUGUCCUGCACGAAGAAACACAGAAUGGGGCGGCCUCAACGGCGAGUGAGCUGGACUGCAGCUCGACGGAGGGAGAAGCGGAGACAAUAAAUGGACUGCAGCAGGACAGAGGAGACUCUCCCAAGCAUAAGGUCAGGGAAAUAACUGUUCACCAGGAGGUGCUCCUUGUGACGCAAAAUACGGAGGAAGGGAUUAUUUCUCCAACUGGGAACAUUGUCCCAGAAGAAGCUCUCGGGGACACCGAGUCGAUGACUCCAGCUAAAACUGCAUCUGAAGUAACCGAGCGCUGGGAUGAAUACGUGUCGCCGACUGCCAAUGAAAUUCCUGGUGGGGAAAGCCAUUUUAAGCAGUCAUUUUCCUGCCUUCCCUCUGACACUCCAAGCUGCCUGCAACUCAGCGGGCAGCAGGAGACACAAGCUAGCUGGCACUUUCCUGCAGGACCCGGCCUGGCAGAAGAGGUGCGCUGCCCGCUGUGGCAAUUUCCUGCCGUGAGCUAUUACCCUCCGAUGGAGCCGGCGGCUCCAUUCGAAGUCAUGUGGAGAGUAUGGGAGGAGAUAUCUGAGAGAGCCACUUCGGCCGAGCCCUUUCCGUUCACCACGGCCUCGAUGGACUUCACCGUGAUGUCCUACAACGUCCUGGCUCAGGACUUGCUGGAGGCCAACCUGGAGCUGUACACACACUGCCCCCUGGAGGCGCUGGACUGGAGCUGCCGCUGCAGCCUGCUCCUCGAGGAGCUCCGGAAGUGGGAACCAGAUAUUCUGUGUCUCCAAGAAGUUCAGGAGAACCACUACCAUGAACAGCUGUAUCCGGCGCUGUCUCUCAUGGGCUACGCCGGCGUGUUCAAGCGGCGUUCGGGGGCCAAGACGGACGGCUGCGCGACGUGCUAUCGCACAAGUUGCUUCUCCGAGUUAUCGGUCGCCACGCUGGAGUUCUUUAAGCCGGAAGUGGAGCUGCUGGACCGGCACAAUGUGGCCAUCGUGCUGUUGCUUCAGCCAGUGGUCACCCAGGGGUCGGUGGUCAAGGCAAAGGGCCUCCCCCUGUGCGUGGCCAACACCCACCUGCUCUUCAACCCCAGGAGGGGCGAUGUGAAGCUGGCUCAGCUCGCCAUGUUGAUGGCAGAAAUUGACAGCCUCGUCAAGUCCUGUAAGGCCAAAGGUGAAGACUGUAAUCUUCUAUUGUGUGGGGACUUUAACUCUGUCCCCCGAAUGCCUCUUUACCAGCUGAUCACCACCGGUCAGCUCUACUUCCAGGGUCUGCCAGCAUGGAUGAUAUCAGGUCAAGAGGACCUGUCACAAAAUAGCCACAGUCACAGGCUGUACGCCCCCCUGUGGCCCAGCUCACUAGGAAUCACUGACGGCUGCCAGCACGCGACAGUUAAGGACGUGUCGAAGAGCCAGAAACCAGGAACGCAUCAGUACGGCCACGACUUCAUGCAGCGGCUGCGCUUCUGUCCAGCUGCACGUGUCCGUCCUGUGGACUUGGAGCGGAUCCCAGGUGUGACGCUCGACACCCCAGACGCUUCGAGGGCAAAUCAAUCGUAUGAUCAAUCGUAUGAUCAACGGUUCAGACACACCAUCAGUCAUCAGUUGGACCUGGAGUCGGUCUACAAACACAUCCUUCCAGGCUUUGGCAAUCCAGAAAUCACGACCUUGCACUCUGAAGGGGGAGCUACUGUCGACUACAUCUUCUACAGCCCGAGACGCAUCUCCACCUGCGGUCCAAACGGCGACUUUAAGAGUGUGGGUCUGAAGCUGAUUGGUUCUCUCUCCCUCCUAUCGGAGGAUGUCUUAUGGUCAAUGAGGGGCCUGCCCAAUCACAUUUUCCCCUCUGACCAUCUCAGUCUUUUGGCCAAGUUCCAGCUGGACCUGAAUGCUGCAUGAUGGGAAAGACUGGGUGAACUCAAAGUGAUGUCAGAAGAUGAGCAUGUUGGAAUCUUCUGCUAGUUUUGUUUGUUUUUGUCAGUAUGAAUUACAUAACUUUUAUAGUUCACUCCUUGCAUCAAAGAAACAUAUUUUUCCAACUGAAUGGAAGUAAUAUUUUUGUUUAAAAAGAGACUGAAAAGAUAAAGGAUGCCCAGAUAAACGAUGCAGUGCUUUGACUCAUUUUAUUAAUAAUAGUGUUACAAAUUUAAAAAAGCAGGCAGUGAUUGCUUUAAUAAUUCCGGGCGUGACGAUGCACUGACCUGUUCAGCUGCUCUUUCGCUUUUUAAUUUAUUUUAAACCCAAUUUUCAAAAAGCGAGUUCGAUUUCCGGUUGAGUCGGUUCUAUUUUUUCAGGCGGUAAGAAUUUAGAAUAAAUAUGUUCCAUCAUCUUGUGGCUCCUUAGUGACUUUCUCUUCUCAACACACUGCAGAAGUGAGUCUGCCUCCAGCCAUGUGUACGUUGCUCUUUCCCAGAAUUCCAAUGCGGCGCAGUCGAAUGCCUCCACCACAGCCUCCAGUAUCCCGACUGGCCCGGUGCUGAGAUAGUGACCUGGAUGUGGGCUCCGCCCCUCCCAUCCCAACACACUUAGGUACUCGGUUGUUGGGGGAGAAGACGUCUGGCUGAUGCCUGACUGAAUAAUUCAUUUAGAAAGUUGUUCGUGCGUGAUGGGGCGCAGCUUAGUGCAUGUGGGCUAUAACAUGUCUGCAGAGGUGAUUACCAUCAGUAGGAUGUCUCUCACUCGCCCCUCGCUCAUUCUUGUCAAUGCAAACCUAUUUGCUGUUUACCGUAAUACAACAAUCCAUUGAAAGAUAAACAAUGUAAUGUAUCGAGACAUCAGAUUGGGUGAAUCUUCAUUUCCUCCUGUGGCAAAUCAAAUGCACCCAAGUAUGCAGAACGGUAAACAAAGACGGUCAGUAGGUUUUUCUUUUCCCAAAUGGGUCGUCGCGCCUUCUGCUUCUACGUCUCACAAACUGGUGGGCACAGCGUUUGACAUCUGGAAUCCUCCGGAAGGGGUUUGUUGAUCUUCAUCAUGACUUCUAUCUCCUCAUUCGCCAAGCCGACUGCAGCGUGUACCCUCCUGUCACCUUCACAGUGACUAACAUAUUUUACCCUCGGGGUCAAUUUGACCCCAGCAAUUAAAACCUCCAGAAAAUUAUUAGAAUUUAUACUGUUUCCCAAGUGUAAGUGUCACUUUGUUUGUUUGUUGACGACCUAAAUAGCCCUUUAAAUAAAUAAAAAGGUUGAUAUUUACCUUUGCAUGUA